Molecule: messenger RNA, 2403 nt
Organism: Sphaeramia orbicularis (orbiculate cardinalfish)
Lineage: Eukaryota; Metazoa; Chordata; Actinopteri; Kurtiformes; Apogonidae
Gene: cln8
Product: CLN8 transmembrane ER and ERGIC protein
Exons: 3
Coding region: 180-1061 (293 amino acids)
Biological process (GO): nervous system development; phospholipid metabolic process; lipid homeostasis
Cellular component (GO): endoplasmic reticulum; membrane
Molecular function (GO): ceramide binding
Source: RefSeq, a predicted model, not a curated record
AUCAAAUUGAAGUCGUAUGAUGUGAGUUUUCGUGUGUCCACUGAGUGAGCGGAACAACAUGUACACGGACAACACCGUGCAGAAUGUUAAACAGGGAUGUUAGCUAACCUGUGAUUAGGAAGGCCCCAUGUUGUCUUCCUGCAGCUGAGCUUCAUCUACCGUGUCCAUAAUCCCCCAUCAUGGAUCCUGGGUCCACCAGCCACCCGGACCCUGCAGAUGCCCUCUUCCAGCCCAGUACAGAGUCCCUCUCAUGGGAACAUCGCCUCCAGCUCGUUGGGUUGGGCUUUGGCUUCUACACAGCAGUAUUCAUCCUGUGCCACCUCCUGUCUGCAGGGUUAUCCUGUACCUACAAGUCCCUGCUCGCUAAAGAGAAGGUUUUCUGGAAUCUGGCAGCAACACGGGCAGUAUUUGGCAUCCAGAGCACCAUAGCAGGUCUCCGGGCUCUUACUGAGGACUCUGCAUUAUUCAGAGACAGAGUUAGAGGCCAAGAAGACUGGUCAUGGUUCCAUGUUCUCACAGCCACAGGUUUCUUUGUUUUUGAGAAUGUGGCAUUUCACACCUCCAGUUUGGUAUUUUGGUCGUUUGACCUUCCACUGGCCACGCAUCAUUUUUUUGCCCUGUCAGGAUAUGCGGGGGCAGUAUUAUGGGACUCCUUGGGUCACUUCCUGCCGAUGGUUACUCUGCUCCUGGAGAUGAGUACCCCAUUCACCUGUAUAUCCUGGAUGUUACUGAAGGCUGGCUGGGCUCGCACGUUGUUUUGGAAAGCCAACCAGUGGGUGAUGAUCCACAUGUUUCACUGUCGCAUGGUGCUCACCUACUACAUGUGGUAUUUUAGCUGCACACACUGGGGAGAAAUCACCACCCAUGUUGUCCUGCCACAGCGUGUGCUCUUCUUCACUGGCCUGGCUCUGCUCACGUUCAUCAUCAACCCCAUUUGGACGCACAAGAAGACUAUGCAGCUUCUCAAUCCUGUGGACUGGAACUUUGGCAAUAAGCCGGUCCCUGUGAACGGUCCCAGGGAGAACCGGUCUGAGGGUUCUGGCAAACCACAUGCCAGCUGAAGGAUACCAAAGAGGUCAUUUCAUAUACAACUGAUGUAAUUUAUUUACUUGUUUUUCUUUUUUGAUGGUUAUAUGAAGUAAUUUCACAGAUGCACGUAAGAUGGGAGUUUUAACAUGUAUUUUUAUUAGCUUAAUUUUGUUAUUAUUAAGUAAGAUCCUUUGUUACUUGUGGCCCAAGUGCCCACAUCUGGCAAUAUCAUGCUAAACAUUUCUGCAGUGUCUUCCAUCAGGCUUUACUUUCAGGCUUAAACAGCUUAAACAUUUUAAUUUUCCACAUGGUUGGGUUUUAAUAAGUAGAUGUGGUUUUGCAUUGCAGUAGAAUGGAGCCCUGCUUGUUUGUAUCGCCUUUAGGACAAUGUUGUGAAAUAUCUACUUCACCCAUCACAUGAUUGUUUGCUUCAUGUUUUGAAAAAUGACACAAUAUUCAUGCCAGAUUUAAAACCCUGUUUAUUUUGAGGCAAAAUCAGGCUUGGACUUAGUGCUACUGAUUGUCAAGUCCAGUUGAUAUGUCACAGCUUACAAGUACAGUGCAUGUUUCAGUUUAGGAUAUGAGUAAGACUUGCUCAAUACUCAUCAAACAACCCAGUGGUUCAUAAAUACGUAGAAUGUGACUUUUGUCAUGCACAGCCAUACUGGCGCUCUGACAACUUAGCUAUUCACCUCUGAUUGGGCACGUUAGGCUGGAAAAUUGGUUAAAAGAAUUAGUUCCUUAAAGUCAGUUACUGGAGCUGUUAUCAUUGCUAGAUACUAGAGGGAUAAUUAGAUUAGUUUAUUCAUUAGUAUUUUUUAAACUGUGAAUCCCCUUUGAUUAGAGAUGUUGUAGUAGUUUUUUAAAGAAAGAAAAGGCCUAUAACUGAAUUUUCUCUAAUAGUGGAGGGAGAGCUCUGGGCUAGUCCAAUGAACAAGGGCUUUUUUGUCCAAACAGGAGGUAUAAUAUGGGCACACUAAAGCAGUACUUUUGAUUGAUUGAAUUUGAGAAGUGUUAUAAAAUAGGUAUUUAUUUCUGUUUAUUACAUUUUAAUUUCAAAUAGUCUUUUGUUUUUUUUUCCUCACAAUGACCUCAUUGUCCUGAUGUCAAGCUCCUGUAGGCUGGGAUUGUCCUUUGUACUGAGUCUAGCAUUGAACACUCUUGCCCAGUCGAGUAAAAUAAGUAUUUAUUGUUUGAGAAAGUAGCUCGAAGAUGGGACUGUAGAACUGACUGGAAUGCAAGUGCAUAUUUGUGCUCAUUACCUCCGCCAAGGAGGUUAUGUUUUUGCCAGGGUUUGUUUGUUUGUCUGUUUGUCUGUCCGUUAGUGUGCAACAUAACUCAAAAAGUUAUGGACAGAUUUGGAUGAAAUUUUCA